Messenger RNA from Penicillium cinerascens, 1611 nucleotides. RefSeq names its product putative poly(ADP)-ribose polymerase PARP. The transcript is spliced from 6 exons. NCBI's taxonomy places the organism in Eukaryota, Fungi, Ascomycota, Eurotiomycetes, Eurotiales, Aspergillaceae. Gene Ontology annotation, molecular function: NAD+ poly-ADP-ribosyltransferase activity. The record is from RefSeq and is a predicted model, not a curated record. The coding region runs from base 1 to 1611 and encodes 536 amino acids.
AUGGCCAUGGAGGGAAAGGGAACGGCUAUCGAGCCGCUUACCACCUCAUUCGCGGGAAUGAUAAUUGGAGUCAGUGGUAAACUUCCCGGCAAAAGCCAUAGUCAAAUCAAAAAUGCUGUGGAGAAGCUUGGAGGGAGAUUCGAGACGCUCAGCAUCUCCCAAUGUACCCAUCUCAUCACCGCAAAAGAACAUCUCACAACUCAGAAGGCCCAGGAAGCCAUCGCCAAGACGGACUGCGAGCUCGUGUCAAUCGAGUGGUUUCUCAAGUCUCUUGAAACGGGCAAAGCGAUCGAUACCACAGAGUUCUUGCUCACUACUCCAAAGGAAAGCAAAAAGCGAAAAGCCAACGAGGACCCGGAGAAAAAUGAGGUCCGAUUCAAGAAGCUGAAGGAUGUUUUGCUGGAAGCUGAGGGAAGCACUGUUUGGAUCGAUGAUGAGGGUGUGAUUUUGGAUGCAACCCUUGUCAAGAACGUGUCACAGGAAACUCCUGGGGAAGACACGAACAUCUUCGAUGCCGUUGUUCAUCGCAUGCAGAUUAUUUUCAACGUCAAGACGCAGAUGUGUCACACUUGGGUUUGGGCCCCGACAUCAAAUCCAUUUCUCCCUAAUAGACAGUAUUCAAUGGGCAGCGGUGACUUGCAAUCAGCGCAAGAAAAUUUUGAGCGAACUUUCGAGCAACACACCGGUCUAUCUUGGUCCAGUCGCCACAACGAUCCGAUAAAGGACAGGUUCAUCUUUAUUCCGUGCUGUUAUGAGGAUGAAGCCAAAUUCAGUCCAGCGACGCUGUCGAAAGGCAUCGCACAGUUGACUCCCACGUUCCCUGGCUCGGUUAUCAAUGUACUGAGCAUGGUUUUCGGCCCAAACAACAAAGUCAAAAAUACCCUCGCCAGUUUGUCCAAAGGCCGGUUGAAGAUCAACAGCGAAUCCGUGGCUGAGCACACUAUCCGGGUUGGAUAUGCACUGCUGAACAGAAUUUGCGAACUCUCCAAGAAUUCGGCGGGAUAUCCAAGUCCUGUCCCAGACACAGCAAUCUCGCUCCUGAGUCGAUGCUACUUCGCCUUGAUGUUUGCCAAUAACCGCAAAAUACCAACCGACUCGUCGUGGGUUGAAAGAGAGCGCGAACUUCUUCAAUAUCUGGAGAACGUGAUGGCUCUUGAUUCCAUCGUGAAUUCGCCUCUUGAGAUUUCUGAGUGCAAUAUGCUCCAUCUAGUCCACCGAAGAUUGCAGCUGCCAGAAAUUGCCCCAUUGGACAAAAACUCCAAGGAAUACAAAACCUUGGCGCAAUAUUUCGAAGCGAUACCCCCACAUAAACAAGCGCAUUGGACUUAUCCGACCGGCAAGCUCAUCCAAAUUUUGAAACUCGACAAUCCUGGACAGGCCGAAAGGCUUAAGACCUGGACUGAACAAAACAAGUCCAUGUCCGGCCAGCGACGACUUCUUUGGCAUGGGUCACAUUCGGCCAAUUUCAUAGGGAUCCUGAGUCAAGGGCUUCGAGUCAAUGCGGACGGCCGUGACAUUAUUGGCAUACUUGGAAUGGGCAUAUACUUCAGCGACUUUGCGGGCAAGCACUCUGUUAUUGCCAUUGCCAGUCCGGAGAAGAAGCUCUGUUAG